GAAACACCUCCAUCCAAUCACUGCAUCCUCCUACAGAUUAACAGUUAACUUGACAGUCCUCAUGCCUCCGUGUGAGCAUGGACAAAGUGCAAAAUACUGUCACCAGGACACAAAGUGGCUCUCCUGCAGAAGUGUGGAGGAUACCGACUGUUCCUUCAAAGGGACGUGUGAAUGUUGCCCCUUUUGGUUUGUUUAAAAUGAUGUCUCCCUGCAUACUUUAAAGUAAUUAACAUGGCUUCACUGGAGUUAUACAGCAAGGGAGCAAGUGUGUGGAUACCUGACCCGGAUGCAGUUUGGGUGCCAGCCCUACUCCUCCAGGACUACAGUCCUGGAGAGAAACAUCUACUGCUACAGCUCUCUAAUGGAAAGGAGGUCCAUUACCCAGUGGUGUCCCCAUCAGAUCUCCCACCGCUGGGGAACCCCAACAUCCUAGAGGGGGAAAAUGAUCUAACAGCUCUUAGCUUCCUUCAUGAACCUGCUGUCUUGCACAACCUCCGGGUUCGAUUCCUGGACUACAGCAGCAUCUACACAUACUGUGGCAUUGUGUUAGUGGCCAUCAAUCCCUAUGACCAGCUCCCCAUAUAUGGAGAGGAGGUGAUAGAUGCUUACAGUGGUCAGGACAUGGCCGACAUGGAACCUCACAUCUUUUCUGUGGCUGAGGAAGCCUACCGCACCAUGACCAGGGAGGAGAAAAACCAGUCUAUCAUCAUCAGUGGAGAGUCUGGCUCGGGGAAAACGGUCUCAGCUAAAUUCACCAUGCGUUACUUUGCUGUGGUUGGAGGAGCAGCACAGCAGACCAGCGUGGAGGAGAGGGUUCUGGCUUCCAACCCUAUCAUGGAGUCUAUUGGGAAUGCUAAAACCACUCGAAAUGACAACAGUAGUCGUUUUGGGAAGUACAUCGAGAUCGGCUUUGGCAGAAAAGGGGACAUCGUUGCAGCAAACAUGAGGACAUAUUUACUGGAGAAGUCAAGGGUUGUCUUCCAAGCAUCAGCAGAGAGGAACUACCAUAUCUUCUACCAGCUGUGUGCCUCCAGAGAGUUGCCUGAAAUGAGAUCAUUUAAACUGGACGCACCUGAACAUUUCCACUACACCAGCCAGGGAGGAGAGGUACAGAUUCCCGGAACUGAUGAUUUGUUGGACCUGGAGCGCACUCGCAAUGCUUUCACCAUUCUGGGUGUGCAGCCUGACCAACAGAUGGAGCUCUUCAGGAUCCUGUCAGCUGUUCUGCACCUGGGAAAUGUCAACAUCCAAGCCAGUGGGAGAAGUUCUGGCAGGUGUUAUAUUAAUGCAGAUGACCGCUCACUGACUGUCUUCUCCAAGCUGUUAGGAGUGGAAGGACCUCAGAUGGCCCACUGGCUGUGUCAUCGCAGACUGACUGUAGGGGGAGAGAUGCUGGUCAAACCAAUGUCCGGUCAGCAGGCUGUAGAAGCCAGAGAUGCACUGGCUAAACAUAUCUAUGGCCAGCUGUUUACAUGGACCGUCCAGAGGCUCAACUCUGCUCUGCGCACUCAGAGGGGACAAGCCAAAUCCUUUAUAGGGGUGCUAGACAUCUAUGGGUUCGAGACCUUUGACCAGAACAGUUUUGAGCAGUUCUGUAUAAAUUAUGCGAAUGAAAAACUGCAACAGCAAUUCAACAGGCAUGUGUUCCACUUGGAGCAGGAGGAGUAUGUCCGGGAAGAGCUGGCCUGGAGCAGGAUUGAGUUCAGCGACAAUCAGCAGUGCAUCAAUCUCAUAGAGGGACAACUGGGCCUGUUUGAUCUUUUAGAUGAGGAGUGCAGGAUGCCCAAAGGUUCAGAUGAGAGCUGGGUGCGGAAGCUGUAUGACCAACACCUGACCAGCAAGCCCCACCCUCACUUCCGGAAACCUCGCAUGUCCAACAGCGCCUUCAUCGUUGUGCACUUUGCUGACAUGGUGCAAUAUGAAUGUGAUGGCUUUUUAGACAAGAAUCGAGAUACAGUCUUUGAGGAGCUCAUUAACAUUCUCAAAGCAAGUCAGUCUGAGCUGGUGGCUGAGUUGUUCCAGCAGCAAGGACAUGUGUCCUCUGUGGCUAAUGGAGGUGUUCGCUCAGGGAAAAGAGCCCCCAGAGAGCAUAAACUGACAGUGGGCUUCCAGUUCCGUCAGUCCUUACAGAUGCUAAUGGACAUUCUCAAUAGCACCACUCCUCACUAUGUCCGCUGUAUUAAACCCAACGAUCUCAAAGAACCUUUUAUGUUCGACCCCAGGAGGACAGUCCAGCAGUUGAGAGCCUGUGGGGUGCUGGAGACUAUACGCAUCAGUGCCGCAGGUUAUCCAUCCAGAUGGACAUACCAGGAGUUCUUCAGCAGGUACCGUCUUCUGCUUCGAGGUCCUCAGAGCCAGGAGCAGGCCCAGGCUUCAUGCAGACAGGCCCUGCCUCAGCUCAUCCCAGACCCAGACCAGUACUGCUUUGGAAAGACCAAAGUAUUCUUCCGGGCCGGUCAGGUGGCUCUUCUGGAGAGGCUGAGAGCUGAGAGGCUGCGUGUUGCUGCUGUGAUCAUCCAGAGCCGGGUCAGAGGAUGGCUGGCACGGAUUAGAUACUCCAGGAUCAGCUGGGCAACUGUCACCAUACAGAGAUACUGCAGAGGAGCGCUGGCCAGACGACUGGCCCUGACCCUGCGCUACACCAUGGCUGCUUUAGUAAUCCAGAAGACCUACCGCAUGGUGGUGGUCAGACAGUUGUUCCUCAUGAUCCGAAAGGCCACCAUCACCAUCCAGGCCUUCACCAGGGGCACACUGGCGCGGCGCAGAUACAGACUGUUGGUGGCGGAGCGGGCUGCUGUGUUGCUUCAGGCAAGAGUGCGUGGGUGGUUGGCGAGGCAGGCGUACAGGCGGGUACGUGCGGCAGUGGUGUUCAUGCAGUGCUGCGUGCGCCGCAGGGCUGCCAGGAGAGAGCUGCUGAAACUAAAGACCGAGGCCCGCUCAGUGGAGAGGUACAGGGAGCUCAACAAGGGCAUGGAAGUCAAACUGAUGCAGCUGCAGUUGAGAGCAGACCAGGAGGCCAGGGAGAGUGCAGCUUUGAGAGAGACCCUGCAUGCAGAGCGAGAGACCACCAGUGCUGAGCUGGAAGCCUUGCGGGCGACGAUACAGAAACUAGAGAGCCAGAAACACGAGAAGCCUCCGCCCUGCCCUGUCAUCAGCGAGAAGGAGGUGGAGGAAAGAAGGAGAGCUGAGGAGAAGGCUGUCCAGGAAAUCCUUCAACUCACACAAGAGUUGCAAGCCCUGCAGAGAGAGAAGGACAGUUUUUGCAAAGAGAGAGAUGCUCUCUCUGCUCGUUUACUUCAACAAGAAAAAACACAAGAAGAGUGUGUGCACCAGGCUGUGUCUCAAGCGAGUGCAGCUCUGAGGGCAGAGCUGGAUGAGGAGAGGAGGAAGUAUCAGGGUCUCCUGAGAGAGUUCACCAGACUGGAGCAGAGAUACGACAACCUCAGAGAGAUGAGUCUGCUCACUGAGGGCCACAGAAGGACGGACUCCACCCAUAGUUUGAGCUUGGAGCCUCCCUCCCCCACUCUGCUGUCACCCCAGUCUCUCACCCCACUCUCCCUGUCACCCUUCCAAUCUGCCUUCACUUCCCCGGAGGAGGUCCGCAGGGUCAGCGUGACAUCCCCCACCCUGGAGAGGAGAGUGUCAGUGUGGAGCUCCGAAACGCCAAUGGACAAGUUGAUGGAGAGGAUGGACGUGGCCAAAGACCCGGCAGUGAAGAUGAAAGGAGAGGACCUGGCGCAUGCUUACGAUGCUGUACGAGUGGCCAACAAGUUUCUGGAGAGCCAGCUGCGUGGCCAGCACAGUCAGUGGGAGGGGGAGCUGGAGGCUCUGAGGUGCCAGCUUAGUCAAGCGAUCUCUAGUUCUUCCUCUGCUGCACAGCGACAGGAACUACUAGAGGCCAGAGAGCAAGAGUGUGUCAGACUGAGGAGAGAGUUGAAGGAACUUAAAAACACAGUCUCACUCAGACGACUCCUGACACAAGUUCUCCCAUCGGCUUUCACCCCAGAGACCUACUCCUGUCCAUCCCAACCGAAGCAAGCAACAGUCACUGGUUUGCUGGAAUGUAGGAAGAGAGAUGAAACCAAGCUCAUCAAGAACCUCAUCACAGACAUCCGUGUUGACAGUGCCCUGUCUCUGCCUCCUGGUCUCCCUGCCAGCGUGCUCUUCCUGUGUGUUCGUCAGGCCGACUGCAGCGGAGCCCAGACUCACGCUCGCUCACUCUGUAGCGCUGCUGUCACGGCUAUGAAGGCAGCUCUGAAGAAACAUAGAAACGAUGUAGAUAUGACAGCUCUGUGGCUGAAAAACGCCUGUCUGUUGCAUGACCUAUUGACCCAGCACUCCCCAAAACAGACCCUUGACUCAGACGAACUGGUUCCACUGACCACUGAUCUGAGUGACUUGAUCCAUGCCCUGAGUGACCUCUGUAUCCAGGCCUAUCAGCAGCUCCUCUCCAUCACUGAAACACGUCUACAAAACAUCAUAGUCCCUGCUCUGCUGGAGAGCGAGACCAUCCCAGGUCUGUCUGGCUCUGUGGUAAAGUUGGGAACGUCCAGAAAACGGGCAGGCUCAGAACCCGGGACUGUAGGAGGCGGUGCUCCCACUAUGGCGUCGGUGCUGAGGGAGCUGGGAGCCCUUCACACUGCGUUGUCCCAUCAGGCUCUGCCCCCAACACAGAUGGAGCAGGCCUUCCACCAGCUCACCUACCUCAUCGCUGCUUCCGCUCUCAACAGCCUGCUGCUGAGGAAAGACAUGUGCUGCUGGAGUCGUGGCAUGCAAAUACGAUAUAAUGUGAGUCUGCUGGAGGAGUGGCUGCGGAGCCGAGGUCUGCAGGCAGGGGGCGCUGUGGCCACACUGGAGCCCCUCAUCCAGGCAGUUCAACUGCUGCAGGCUGGAAAAAAGACAGAGGCGGAUGCACAGGCCCUUGUUCAGACUUGUACUGCCCUGUCCAGCAAGCAGAUAGUGAAGAUUCUGACUCUCUACACUCCUCACAGUGACCUUGAUGAAAGAGUCACACUGAAUUUCAUCCGCACUGUACAGGGGCUUCUCAAAGGCCGUUCUGACGGUCAGCCUCCACAGCUCCUAAUGGAUGUGAGGCGAGUGUUUCCUGUCACAUUUCCCUACUUGCCUCCCCCCGUCCUCCAUGUUGAGCAGUUAGUCAUCCCAGACUCCCUCAAGAUCUCCUUUCUACGCAAAGCCUGAAAAUCAGGAUGCCUUGCCUCUUCAGUGGAGCAAAUAUGUUUUAGCAAAUUUAACUCCCAACCUAUUGAAUUUAGUCCUUCUAGGAGGUGUUGUGAACCUUUUAAUGGCACUAACUUGCUUAAUUAAUCUGUUAAUUAUCAGUGGAUUAGUCUGUAUACUAUUGAAGGUCAGAGGUUAUGUCAAUAAUUGACAUCUCAGCAUCUUAUAGAUAAAUAAACUUGUAAGUUUGAAAUGGCAUGAAUGCUAAUGGAGAGCAGGAGUAUAAAUAAUAGGUAAUAAAAAUAAUUUAAAAAGUUAUUUAGCCGUAGUUAUGUAGUCAGAAAUAAGAAAGGUACAGCAAUAUCUCAGUACAGUUUGACAAACAAGGAAUGAAAUUAAGCUUUUUUUCAUAUUUUAUUGGAAGCAGAAACACAAUGAGACUGCAGUCCCAGUAACCUCAACCCCCAAUAAGAACAACCAGAAUUAAAAAAACCCAAAAAAUUAGAAACAUCUCAGGUAUAAAAAAAUUCUCAUGCGAGUACUUUGUACCACUACACAUCAGUAAUACAUAUUUAUAUAUUCACAAACAUUUGAAAAAUAGAAAACAAUAAUGAAAUAUUAAAAUAAAGGAGACAACAAUUGGCAAUUAACAUCAAAUAAUUAUGCGUGCUGGCACAAUAAAUUUUUUUCUUUUUGUUUUAUUGUUCCUAUCAUGCACCAUUGAAGUACAGGACCGGCGUCGCUGUGCAGAUGUCUGUCUGUGUGGCCUGGUCAGCUAGACAGAUCAUGCAUGUCUGUCCGCUUUGUGUCUGUGUGCUUUUUGUUGUGCUUCUACAUUUAUCCUUGUCCUUAACUUCUGUGUGCAUCCCUGUUCCAACACGCAAACUCAGCCUCUGAAGGAGGAGGAAUUACUAAAGUAUCAUUGUCAACAGCAAUAAAUAAAGAUUUAUUUUCGUGGCAUUUCCA
Siniperca chuatsi (mandarin fish) is the source of this 6144-nucleotide messenger RNA. Its product is annotated as unconventional myosin-Vb. Gene Ontology annotation, molecular function: ATP binding; microfilament motor activity; actin filament binding. The record is from RefSeq and is a predicted model, not a curated record. The transcript has 35 exons. Lineage: Eukaryota; Metazoa; Chordata; Actinopteri; Centrarchiformes; Sinipercidae. Gene Ontology annotation, cellular component: cytoplasm; vesicle; myosin complex. Gene Ontology annotation, biological process: actin filament organization; vesicle transport along actin filament. The coding region runs from base 232 to 5199 and encodes 1655 amino acids.